AUGAACCGCCGAUCCCAUAGAAAGUCGAGGAAGGGAUGUUUGCAGUGUAAAUCAAGACAUAUCAAGUGUGAUGAAACCCAUCCAGAAUGUGUUAAUUGCAAAACAGCAAGUCACACAUGCUCUUAUAAGAUUAUUGCAAGCACCAAUACCAGCAAAGUCACCACCCCAGAAUCAACAUUUACCAAUUCACCAACUCCAACUUUCCAGAGUGACCCACAAAUACCACGUGGGCCCUUGUUGCAACCGGAACCUCCAUCAUUACUCCAAUCAUCAUCUCAGUCAUAUGUGAACUUCACACAUCUAGAGUUGUUUCAACAUUGUUAUGAAGAUCGAAGCUUUUUAUGGGAUGGGCAAUUUCAAGAUCACACUUCCAGGAUAAUGAAGCAUGCUCACAGGGCCCCAUUUCUCAUGUACGAGCUUCUUGCUUGCUCAGCACAGCAUUUGAGUAUCAUUCGUCCUGACAAAUUUCAAUUUUAUCACAAUGAAUCUAAAAUAUUGCAAGAACAAUCAAUCAAAAUGUUUAACGAAUCAGUACAAGAGGUGAACGAUGAAAACUUGAUCCCAGCCUUUCUCUAUUCUGGGACUUUGGGACUUCAUUUCUUUGUGGACACCUUUUCUAUGCCCGGUUCGGACUUGAACGAAUUCAUUGAUAAACUAGUUCAAGCGAUCAUAUUGAUGCGUGGAGUUCGAGUUUGCUUCACUGGGUGGUGGGAUGCUUUAAAGGAAUCUGAGAUUCAUGAACUAUUGCAAUUUGGCCAUGGGGAUAUGGAGCACACUGAUGAAUUUGUGGACCAUCUUCUCGCACUUCAAGAAAGGUUGCCUGAGAUUCCUGGUAUGGGAGAAGUGGAGCUCGAGGUAUUGUAUGGUGCUAUACAUCAAUUGAAAUGGGUGCAUGUAUCCAGUCUCCUCGACGCCCAUCAGAAUGGAACUCCUCGUCCUAGAAUGAUUACCACAUGGCCAAUCACGCUGGCAGAGGAAUAUACGGAUCUGCUCGCUCAAAGAACACCCGGGGCAUUGAUUGUACUAGCACAUUUUAGUAUUCUGCUAUACGCUUGCCGAGAAUACUGGGCAGUUGGCAAUGCUGGGAAGUUUCUGUUGGCGGUGGUUGAAACUUAUCUUGGUGAAGAUUGGAAAUCAUGGUUGGAAUGGCCUAGAUCGAAGGUUCCCGAAAGUGUUUGA
This is a messenger RNA of Botrytis byssoidea, 1179 nucleotides long. RefSeq lists its product as uncharacterized. Gene Ontology annotation, biological process: regulation of transcription by RNA polymerase II. Bases 1 to 1179 code for a protein of 392 amino acids. Lineage: Eukaryota; Fungi; Ascomycota; Leotiomycetes; Helotiales; Sclerotiniaceae. The transcript is spliced from 2 exons. The record is from RefSeq and is a predicted model, not a curated record. Gene Ontology annotation, molecular function: zinc ion binding; DNA-binding transcription activator activity, RNA polymerase II-specific.